Messenger RNA from Limulus polyphemus (Atlantic horseshoe crab), 1970 nucleotides. RefSeq lists its product as uncharacterized. The record is from RefSeq and is a predicted model, not a curated record. The transcript is spliced from 3 exons. NCBI's taxonomy places the organism in Eukaryota, Metazoa, Arthropoda, Merostomata, Xiphosura, Limulidae. Bases 13 to 597 code for a protein of 194 amino acids.
UUUGAGAGUCUUAUGCCAAAGCAGCCAGAGAGAUUAGAAAACCAGCCAGGUGAGGUUACACUAGAAUUUGAAGCUUUCAUGUUGGAGAAUAUGCCAGCUUCUGGGCAACUUUGGAUUCACGCCCAGAUCAAAGCAUGUAUAGAUCCGGCUGACUGUAUAGCGGACUUCUGCUUAGAUCUCUUUCAACCAUCAGGUCACGGUAAGAAGAAGCGUAGUAUUCCCAACGAAACUCAGUAUUUUUUAGAAUUUCCGCGAAUGCCAUUGCAUCGAAAUGUUCCGUUAAAGUCAACAGAUGGCACCACAUCCGAUUCUGCAAACAUUGGAGAAAACAUUGGCAUUACUAUUGUAGUUCCUGGAGACGAAAAAAAACUUGUGGAUGGUAAUAGCGUUUCUGGGUUCAACUGUACCUCCUUCCUGGCCCUUUCAGGAGCGUUAGGCUGCAUGUUCUUUUUUGCUGCCAUUUUGGCAGGUUCCAUGGCUAGAAAAGUUCACCGUCUACUCCAAGAACGGAGAGUUUCUUCGUUGGAAAGCGUUUUCAGUGGAAAGCAACGCCAUCUAACGGCUUCACGUCAACUAUUGAGGGACAGAAGUCCGUGAAUUUUUCACUGCCUCAAAGGAACGACUCUUUUGGUUAUAUGAACACUUCACCUACGAAAUCAUUUUGAUUAUAUUAUUUGAGAAUUUUUCUUUUGUGAGCUGGUCUUGUGAAAGAAUAAGGUAAUUAGAAACAGGAAAUUCCUGAUGUUGGUUUUGAUAUGAUACUUAAGCCUGACCAUUGUGUUUCUAAAUCGACAAGAGUGGACUAGAAAUAAUAUAAUUCAUCGUUUAAAUUGUUGGUAAAAUUGAGAUAUUGCUUGGGAAUUUCAGUUUUAAAGUUGUUAAUAGACUGCGUCUAAAUAUCAUGUGAACCUUUUAACACGUUUUUGUAAUAAUACACUUUUCUAGGGUGUUUUAGACAGUUAGUUGUACUUUAAUUAUUUGUCCAAGUGGCGAGUUUAAUUAAGUAGUAAAGUUGACUUCAGUAAACAAAAACAUUACAUAGUUAUGCGUUUUUUGAAAAAUAUUUCACUAGUUAGAAGUAUCUUAAAAUUCGUCUUAAACUUGUAGCUAAGAAUGACCGCCAGGAAUAGAAUAUUAAUUAGGAUUAAUAAUUGGAAUUUCACGUUCGGCAUUUUAUAACUGUGAAUACGAGUUUAUAAAGCACUAAGUACCACUGGCAUAAGUUUGUAAAAUACUGUAUACUGGGUUGUUUAAUUAAAAUAGUAUCUACUAUGAACACAUCCAAAGAGAAAACUUUGUUUAAGAAUAUGCACUUCCGAAACACUGAGAUUUGAUAAAUAUCCUGCUAAAAUAAAAAUAGGUAUCAGUGAAAUUACCAGUUACUCAGUUAGUAAUUUGUAAGUUAUUUCACAUUUAUAAAAUCUGAUUUUGUUGUAAGUUUUCCCUUUUUAUUUCAAAAUUUGGAAGUCAGAUUCCUACCUUACUAUGUAUUAAAGAUAAAGUAUAUAAAUAAGUACACAAAUUAUCAAUAAAGCUCGCCUUAGAUUAUUCAAUUACUGAAGAAAAGUUAUUACAAUCUCUGAUAAUUAUUAGAUAUAACAUUUUAAUUUUUAGAAGAUAACUUUUAUUCGUUCUUCCAAUAAUUAAUUUAGUUAAAAAUGACAAUAAUACUAAGUUGGAGUAGUAAAAUGAAAGUUUCUUUCAUUAACAAUAUAAUAUUUUUUUUAGAAUUAGUUGGUAUUUUUGACUCGUUAGCACAGUCUGGUACCAAGUAUUAGGUUUCUAACUUUCACUUUUAGUUUCGAGUUGAACAAUUUUUAAAAGUUUUACAAAAUUAUUCAAAAUAUCAUCUAAGGUCUCAAAAUAUUUAUUCUAUUUGCAUAUUUGACUUAUUUCCAACAAUUUACUUGAAAUGAAUGUACUGAUUAAACUUUCUUCAUUCUGAGAUACUGAUGUAACGGUUUCUAUUG